AUUUCAACUCGACAAAAAUGAAAAUACAUUCUUUGACUUUAUUGACACAAAGAAUAGCUGCUUGUACUUCCUCCUAUCUGACAAAACAUAAGUGCUGCACACAGAAGAAGCUUUGUUAGUUUGCUUGUCAACUCAUGAGGAAACAUGCACAUCCAUCGUGUUUUUUGUUUGGUUUUAUCUCUUUUCACUCCAGUUUUCUCUGAUGAAGAUUACUUCCAGUCCGCAGCAUGUUGUACAUUCAGAGGUCCAAACUUUAAAGAUACAGAGUUUAUAUUAAAAUUUGGUUAUAACCAAUAUUUUAUGCUGGAAUACAAUAGCACAAGAGGCAACUGGACUGGAUUUACACCUUCUGCAAUAGCAAAUUUAAGCAAUUUUAAUAAUCCUUUAGAUUUUGCUCUCAGAAAAUAUGAAAAGACAUUGCUUUGUGAAGACACGCUACAACUUGUCCAAAGCCUAGGAGAUCUCACCACACCACCCAUUGUUAGCGUUAAGUUAGUGAAGCAGCCCAGUGGACACCCAGCCAAGCUUGUAUGCAGCGCCUAUAACUUCUACCCAAAACAAGUCAGGAUGAAGUGGUUGCAAAAUAAACAAGAAGUGACAACAGGAGUCACUUACUCUGAUGUGAUGGAUGACGGGGAUCUUAACUACCAGAUGCAUUUAUUCCUGGAGUACACUCUAACUUUAGGAGACAAAAUCACCUGCAUGGUUGAACACGUCAGUCUUUCUGAACCAAAAAUCUUGGUCUGGGAAGACUCCCUCUCUGCUGAAGCACAAAUUCACAUAAUUGCUGGACUAUGUGUACUCAUAUUUGGUUUAGUUAUUCUAAGCUCUGGAUUGAUUUACUAUAAGAAAAAAUCAGCUGCACACAUUAUAUUCUGCCGAGGACAAACAGUGAUUCCUUUGGAACAUCUUCCUGCUGCUGGAACAGAGCAACUUUAACAAACACCAUUAUUAUUAUAGACAGUCCAUGAUGUUCUGAAUAUAUGUCUUGAGUUGAGCUUUGGUCUGCUUCCUGGCUUUCUGCUGCACACUCAAAAUACAUUUGGUACCUUUUUGUAUUUUUUCUAGAAUGAAGUUAGAAAAGCUUAACAAUGUAACAUAUGGCUUGUGUGUUAACUGAAUUAGAAUUAUUUUUCAUUAUUGUUGCUAUUGCAUACUUAUCGGUUACAUUCUACAGAAAUAACAACAGAUUUAACUUUUAAAAUAGUUCAUUCCCUUAAUUUAAUUUUGUUCAAGUUUUCCUGUACAUUUUAAUGUGGUCCACUUUUCGUAGCCCAAAAGUUGAGGGUCCAGACUGGAAAGAGCGUGCAAUGCCAUCCAAAUCAAUUUGUAGGAACAUAAUGGCUGUUCAGGUGUAAUUUGGUGAGGAAAAAAAUAUGGAAGUUUUGAAAGGUUUCCAUUGAGUAAUCUUUUGAACACUGAAGGUAAUGAUAGUAUUUCAUUUUGAAAGAAAGUUAAAAAAAAUAAUUAUCAUUUUAAGUUUAAUUCUGUUCUUCUACUGGUUUUACUAAGUAAGUUUUGGUGCCGGGUUUUGUUAUAAUUUUUAUUUUUAUUUAAACAACACCAAAAACUAAUCUCCAUGGUUUAGCAUGUGUCUUUGAAAUCACUGUAAAUAUGCCAACAACUGGUGAGAUUAUUCCUGAGUCCAUGUGUACUUCAUCAACCACCCUACCAAUCUGUACAAUAGAUACUGAGUGAAAAAAGAUAAUAAAAACCAACUUUUUACAUGACUAUACAAAGUAAUGACAAUGGCUUGCAAAGCAGUCUGAUUUAUGAGCUGAAAUCAUUUUUCACACUUUUUCCUCAUUCCUGACAACAGAAAGAAAACAAAACUUUAAAACUGACUAAAUGAGAAUAAAGCUCCUAUUUUUGUUUGUUUGUGUGAAACAGUUUUUGCUGAAAAUGUAGUUUCACAUAUUGACAAAAUAACAGUCAGUUCAGUUUCAGUUAUAAGUUAUAAAGCCUGAAUGCAUUGUAGUCAUUGCCACUAAGAAGUAAACAUGCAAAUAGAAUCACAUCUUUCAGUGUAAAAAUUCACUGUACAUCUAGAGAUCAUCUUGUAGAGAGAAACACACUCCUAAAGGCUGUCUUAAUAAUAUUGAUAAUAAAAAAGAUAAAAUAUAGAUGUUUUUACCAUCAUCCUUCCUUUUCUUUCAUACUGAAUACAAGAUAUGAUUGCAAUACACAAUGUUUUUAAAAAGCCAAAUUUUGGAAGUGAUGCAAAAUGUGGUCUGACAUUGUCCUGCUGAAAUAAUUAUUUACUGUCCUGGUUAAUGGUGUUUGUCUUUGUGUUAUGUCUGUUUCUUAGUUUCUUUUGUCCUUAAGUCUUUUGCGUUUUUGGUUUCUUGUCUUAUUGUAGAGUCUAACCCCUUGUUUGUUCUGUGCUCAUUGCCCCUGAUUAAGCUCACCUGGUUCAAUAACCUCAUUCACUUCACCUGUUCACUGUUAGUCAUCCUCAGUGUAUAUACGCCUUGGUUGCUAUUACUCAUUGGCAUUGUUGUGUUUCCUUUUGUUUCAGCCUGUCCUGGUUUUCCCUUGUUCAUUGAAAUAAAGCUUGGGUUAUUGUA
Melanotaenia boesemani (Boeseman's rainbowfish) is the source of this 2567-nucleotide messenger RNA. RefSeq names its product rano class II histocompatibility antigen, A beta chain-like. Gene Ontology annotation, biological process: positive regulation of T cell activation; immunoglobulin production involved in immunoglobulin-mediated immune response; immune response. Gene Ontology annotation, molecular function: MHC class II protein complex binding. Gene Ontology annotation, cellular component: MHC class II protein complex; membrane. Bases 145 to 939 code for a protein of 264 amino acids. The transcript is spliced from 5 exons. The record is from RefSeq and is a predicted model, not a curated record. NCBI's taxonomy places the organism in Eukaryota, Metazoa, Chordata, Actinopteri, Atheriniformes, Melanotaeniidae.